AUGAGUACUGAAGUUUCAAGUGAAGCAGAUAUUCCAUCAGAAAACGAGACAAACGAUCUUAACAAUUACUUAAAAGACACAGAUUCAAAAUUAGCAGAAAUUCGCGGUGAUCAGCCAAUCGAUGAAGUUGAUAAGUAUUUAGAUAACUACUUCAAGAACGAAAGUUGGAAAGGAAACACUCCAGUUCCUAAUGUUGAUGAAUCAUCUGAUGAUCUCCAAGAUGUUAUUGAAAGUUCUAAGACAGAAGAAAAUUAUAACUUUAGAUAUGAGGAGCCAGGAGCUGACAAAAUAGAAUCACAUCCACGUAAGGUUGAAGGCGAAAGUCGUGAAGAAAUUUCAGCACGUAAGAGGAAGAGAAUGGAAGCAAAGGAAGAGAAAGAUCAAAUGAAUGCUGAAGUAGAAAAAGCAAUCGAAGAAAUUGACGAAAAAUAUCACCAGAUUUAUAUCAAGAACGGAAAUAAAUUAACAAACGAACAACUUACAGCAUAUAAUAACGAAAUAGCAGACGUUAUUGUCAAAUCUCAAGGUGAAAAGUUCCAAUAUGUCGAAGUUGCUAAGGAUGGAGGUUUAGAAAAGUCUAUUAAAUUACUUGAAGAAGAUAUGGAAGAGGAAGAAAUACCAGAUUUAGAGGAAGAAGAAGAUUCUAAAGAAGAAAAGGGCGAAAAGAAGCCAAAGAAGGAAGAAAAGAAGCAAGACAAGGAAGAUGAUGGUGAAGGUGAAGAAAAAGAAGAAGGAGAAUCUAAAGAUAGUGAACAAAAACCAAAAAGAAAGAAAAUUAGAGGUAAAAAUCACGGAGGCAAGGACAAAGAACGUCGCGCAUUCUUUGCUCGUAGACAACGUGAAAAUAGAAAGAUGAGAGAAUCAGGAGAUAGAACAAAUAGCUACUAUGCUCAUAGAAAAUAA
Molecule: messenger RNA, 903 nt
Organism: Trichomonas vaginalis G3
Lineage: Eukaryota; Parabasalia; Trichomonadida; Trichomonadidae
Product: zinc finger, ZZ-type family protein
Exons: 1
Coding region: 1-903 (300 amino acids)
Biological process (GO): endonucleolytic cleavage in ITS1 to separate SSU-rRNA from 5.8S rRNA and LSU-rRNA from tricistronic rRNA transcript (SSU-rRNA, 5.8S rRNA, LSU-rRNA)
Cellular component (GO): nucleolus; 90S preribosome
Source: RefSeq, a predicted model, not a curated record